Hippoglossus stenolepis (Pacific halibut) is the source of this 2398-nucleotide messenger RNA. Its product is annotated as regulator of G-protein signaling 21. The record is from RefSeq and is a predicted model, not a curated record. The coding region runs from base 329 to 913 and encodes 194 amino acids. The transcript has 5 exons. NCBI's taxonomy places the organism in Eukaryota, Metazoa, Chordata, Actinopteri, Pleuronectiformes, Pleuronectidae.
CAUUCAGGAAGAGCACAAGGUUUGAGGCACUUUGAGUAUUCAUGUGGCUCCUUGUAAUUGCAGUAUUUAACAAUCAGUCUGCAUGUCAGCAGAGGUUAGAGAGAGCAAGACACCAGGGGAGGGAAGGGUGCCCUGAAAUCUCAGAUUCCAUCUGGCACUGACCCUCAUUGGUGUGGAGAGAUGUUCAGGAUCAUGUGGUGAGACUGUCGGAUUUCAAAUCUGACUGAAAUCUAAGGAUCGUUCCUCUGUGGAUUCUGUGGCAUCAUGCACAGUGAGACAUCAAUUUAUGAUUCGCACAGGAGAGAGGGUAAUUCAAAUCUAACCAUGAAUGAGCUCUCUACGACUUCUCUGGACCCCCGGGAUACAAAGAGAAUUUUUCUUCUCUAGACAUAACGCAUGGAAAUCAAAAGUGCAGAAAUAUUUCCUCAGGAGUCCAUUAUCAUGGAGGAAAAUCAACAGACAGGAAACAUAUGAAGUAAGCCAUAUGGAAGAAUCACUCGAGACACUACUUUCACAGAAAUUUGGACGAACAGCAUUCCGGGACUUUCUGAAGUCCGAGUUCUGUGAGGAAAACCUGGACUUCUGGCUCGCGUGUCAAGAGUUCAAAACCUGUGACAGUCCAGACGAGCUGACGAGGAGGGCAGCCAGGAUUUAUGAAGAGUUCAUCAGCGACGAGUCCCCCAGACAGGUAAACAUAGACUUCUACACACGAGAGAUCAUCAGCCAGAAUCUCCAGCAACCAAGUCCAUCGUGUUUUGUCGUGGCACAGAAGAAGAUCUACGGCCUGAUGGAGAAUGGCUCCUUCCCCCGCUUCAUCCAGUCGGAGUCUGAUACAGAUGCAAACAGAGAGGCCAGACACAGAGCAGACACUUCCCCUUCCCUCAAAAUGCUCCCUCGACAACAUAAUGUAUGAAAGGACUGAAAACUCUGUGUCUGUGAAAUGAACAUGACUGCAGGAAGGUUGUGUAUUUUGUGAGUUUGCAAUAUUUAUAAAAGUAUUAGAAGAUCUGGACACGUAUGCAUCAGUAGGUGCUGCAGGGCUUUGGACUUUAUUUUGUUUUAAAUUCAUGAGAGUUGCUCAACUCUCUGAACAAGUCAGCUGACCGGAUGACAGCGUCCACGUGUGUCAUGAAAAAUGCAUGAUGUAAUAUUACAGUCUGUGUGCUACUGCCACCCAGUGGUUCCAUACAAACACAGUAAGGCUGGAUGAAAGGAGCCUUUGUCUCAAUUGUCAACAGCUGUGUAUUGUAUUGUGCAUUUUCACAAAAUCCCACAAAUGAACACAAUAUAUUUUCUAUUUCAAAUUGGGAUUCACAUAUAUGUUUCAGACAAAAGCAUUCAAUUUCAGUCCCUUUGAAAUCACAUUUCUAAAUCAUCUCCAGGAAAUCUGUUCUUUUUUUCUGGCAAUUUUUUCACAAAAAACCUUUGUGUGGAUGGAUUCGUUCUGUGUUCGGUUAAAAAGAAAUGUCUUGUUGUAAAGAGAAUAAGAAGACGGUCAAAUUGGUGAUUCUGUUGCAAUGCACUGUUCAGACAUCUUUAUCUUUCCUACUGUGACAAGCUAAAUUGUUCUCCGUGGAAAAGGCCUGUCGGUCAGGCUCCAUCAAAACCAUUAUUAUACUAGGACUUUACAGGAGGGCUAUGUGAGUCAUCAGCCCUCCACAGAGAGAAGAGUGGCAUGAAUAGUCUUCAUGCAAUGUAAGCAUAGGGUCAGCACUUAACGUCAUCAUCUUCUUCUCUGAGCCUCUGCUCAUGCUCUGUAGCCGGCCGGAGGCAUUUUGGAUUUGAUUAUAGAAAAUAGAGGUUGAAAACAAAGAGGCAGUAUCAGGAAUCAGAAUCUGUAUGAAAGCGUACAAAUAAUGUGUCCACGCAUGCAACACAGAGGAAUGGGAAUUUUAAGAAGGAACAAAAACAUAGCUGUGAUAAAUAAUGAAUGAGUAAUUAAUAGUGAAAUAAUGAAAAUCUUUUUGCAAAAUAUGUCUUUUAACGUCCGGUGAGAUGAAGCUUGUUCUUUUACUGAUGAUUGUUACAUACUCUAUUCUAUUACUGACAAUAACUACACCGUCAAUUAGUCAUUGCUGCUCCCUUCGUUUCUAUCACACAUUUUCUUACGUACAAAUAAUUUAAACAUUGACACACUUUUCCAUUAUGUUACAAACUGUUUCUUCUUAUCAAUGCUGUGAAUGCUGCUAUUUUGCUGAUGUUCUCAGUUACACGUGGCACUUCUGUCCUUCCUGGGAGAGGGAUCCCUCACACGUGGCUCUCUCUGAGGUUUCUUUUUAUUGACCCCUGUCAAUAGGUUUUGCUCGUUUUUUCCCUACUAUAGUUGAGGGUUAAAGGGCAGAGGAUGUUGCACCUUGUUAAGCCCUAUGAGACAAAUUGUUGAUUUGUGAAUAUGGGC